This is a messenger RNA of Harpia harpyja (harpy eagle), 3104 nucleotides long. It is a transcript of the gene TAS1R3, whose product is annotated as taste 1 receptor member 3. The record is from RefSeq and is a predicted model, not a curated record. Gene Ontology annotation, biological process: sensory perception of umami taste; sensory perception of sweet taste; G protein-coupled receptor signaling pathway. Gene Ontology annotation, cellular component: membrane. The transcript is spliced from 5 exons. NCBI's taxonomy places the organism in Eukaryota, Metazoa, Chordata, Aves, Accipitriformes, Accipitridae. Bases 13 to 2271 code for a protein of 752 amino acids. Gene Ontology annotation, molecular function: G protein-coupled receptor activity; sweet taste receptor activity.
UGGGCUCUUGGGAUGAAGUUUGCUAUCGAUCAGAUCAACAAUUCCACUUCACUUCUCCCAGGAGUAAAGCUGGGCUAUGACAUGUAUGACACCUGCUUUGAGCCAGUGGUGGCCUUACAGCCCAGCUUGCUAUUUUUGACCCGAAAUGGCACAACAGGCAUCGGAGUACUGUGCAACUACACCGACUACCAGCCUCGUGUGACUGCUGUGAUUGGACCACAUAAGUCAGAUCUCUGCCUGGUAACAGCCAAACUAUUCAGCUUCUUCUUGAUCCCACAGGUCAGCUACGGAGCCAGCAGCGAGAAGCUCAGCAAAACAGAAUUGUACCCAUCCUUCUACCGUACUGUUCCCAGUGAUAAGAACUUGGUGGAAGCUGUGGUCCUGCUACUGAACAAGUUCGGAUGGAACUGGAUUGGCAUCAUUGGAAGCGAUGAUGAAUAUGGCCAAGGAGCUCAGAGGCUCUUCUUAAGCAUAGCUGGAAAUCACAGCAUCUGCAUUGCGUUCGAGGGACUAAUUCCUACAGACCUUGCAGACCCCAAAGCCAAAAACCAACUGGAAGAUACCAUUAAGUUAAUUAACAAGACCAAAGUCAACAUCAUUGUCCUUUUUGCCUUUAGUCAGUCAGCCCAGGCCCUGCUGGAACACAGCAUCAGGAUGGGACUGAGCAAGAAAGUCUGGAUUGGCACUGAAGCCUGGAUGUUGUCUGACAUAGCUGCCUCCAUCCCAAAUAUUCAGAGCAUUGGGACAGUCUUAGGCUUUAUUAUGAAAGCAGGCACAGUCCCUGGCUUCCAGAAAUACGUUGCCGACCUCUUUACCUCUGUUCAGCAGGAUAAAUUUUGCCAGGAGUCUAGAAAAUUCAACCAGCUUAUGAACUCUGACAUGCUGGACACACAUUGCAAACAGUGUGACCACAUCUCGCUGCAUGACAUCUCAUCCAUGCUAAACCGCCCACAAAUACAACCAGUGUACGUCGCAGUCUACAGCGUGGCUUAUGCACUGCACAGAGCGCUGGGGUGCACCCACCAAGCGUGUCCCAAAGCAUCCAUCAGAUCUUGGCAGCUGCUGCAUUUCAUGAAUACCCUCCCAUUCAAGGUGAAUGGCCAAAGUUUCAGCUUUGAUCAAUUCCAUGGCACAAACACUGGCUACAAGCUUAUAUUCUGGUCCUGGAAAAACGGCACCCUUACGUACCUGCCUGUAGGCAACUAUGAAGAGUCCUUGUACAUCAAUAAGUCCCAGAUUCAGUUUCACACUGCAGAUCAAAAGGAGCCUACAUCAGAGUGCUUCAGACAUUGUAAACCAGGACAACUCAGACAAAUAAAAGGAUUCCACCUCUGCUGCUAUGACUGCACAGAUUGUCCAGAAAACACCUUCUGGAGCACUAAAGACAGCUCUACCUGCACUCCCUGCCUAAAGCAUCAGUGGUCCCCUGUCCGGAGCACACAAUGUUAUGACCGCAACGAGAGAUACCUCUUUUGGAAUGAGCCGCUCACCAUUGCCUUGCUAAUGUUGGUGUCCGUCACCAUAUCCCUGACUUGUUUGACAGCAGUGCUCUUUCUAAAGAACCUUGAGACUCCCCUUGUGCAGGCUUCCGGAGGCAAACUGAACCUCUUUGCCUUGUUCGCACUCACGCUGCUGUGUCUCAGCUGCUGCCUCUAUAUAGGGAAGCCCAGCAACAACCUUUGUAUGAUCCAGCAGAUAGUCUAUGCCCUGUGCCUCAAUGGUUGUUUCUCUACCUUCUUCAUCAAAUCCCUCGAGAUCACCCUUGUGACAGAGUUCCCUCGCUGUGCCCCCACCUUCUUGUACUGGGUGACCCAGAGAAGGGCCUGGCUCCUUGUCGCCUUGUGCCUCCUCACCGAGUGCUUGUUCUGUUUCUGCUACCUUCGCUUGGGCCCUGACUAUCUGGUGUCUGACUACAAGUCACUGCCCACCGAAGUUCUGCUUGUGUGUAACACCAAGUCCUGGUUUGCCUUUGCUCUGGUGCAUGGCUACAACGGCUGCUUAGCCUUUGUCUGCUUCCUGUGCACAUUCAUGGUACAGACUUCUGGUAAGAAGUACAAUAUUGCCAGGGGGAUCACGUUUGCCAUCCUAAUCUAUUUCAUCAUCUGGAUCUUCUUUGUUGCUACUUUUGCCACGCUGAAGACAGUCCUCAGGUCUGUUACUCAGAUUGGUACCAUUUUGUCAACCAGUCUGGGUAUCUUGGGGACCUACUACAUCCCUAAAUGCUACAUCAUCUUGCUUAAGCCUGAUCUGAACACGGUGGAUUAUUUCUAGAACUCCAUCAGAGGAGCCAGAGGAGGACUCAAUAAACAGACAAUAUACCAGAUCCAUUGUCACCUGCUCCGCAGUAGAAGCUGGCUGUAUUUUAAUAAGAUAAUUCUGUUUAUGAUGAGUCUAUAAGCUACGGUCCCCCACACAAUCACCACAUAAAAUACAGUCUUAUCCAGUAGGCUGAAACGCUAGGAACAGAAUUUUUAAGCUGCAAAAGCACAGGGCUCUACUCAAUGAGCUAAAGCAAAAUGCCCCCAGCAGAGUAGCAUCCAUCCUCUCUAUGGCUAACCACCCAUUUCAUCACCCACAAGGAGCCAAAAGCAGGUUUGGUUAAGCAAGCAACCUACAGUACUGAUACUUUAUAUGAAUCUCUCAGGUCUGGCAAUCUGAGCUCACCCAGGCCACUUUCCUGUAAAGACCGCUCAUGAUUUUUACUUCUUAACAACUAGAUAACUGCUCCAGAGAUACAACCAUGAAUCUUUUCCCAGGCCAUGUAAGAACUUUCAAAUAUAUUCAACAGCACAGAAAUAAUAACUAGAAAAACAGAAGGGAAUAAUCUGAAAAGGUAUGAGAUAGACCACAAAUAGAAAUUCUUGUGAUUAACUAAUACUGAGUACCUAUCUACACAGGAUCCUCUAUAAAGACCUUCUAGUGAGCAACAUCAGAAAACACAGCUCCUAUGCAGGUCUCCUCCUGUUAGAUACAGGAGGUAGAUGAUGAGAGGGAGGUAAUAAACAAGAGAGAACCAAAGGUCCUGCACACUGCUCUGUAAUUGCGGUCUGUACACAUUUACACGUGUUUGUGCACUUGCUUUAUUAAAAGUGGAGUCAAUGACA